Nymphaea colorata (pocket water lily) is the source of this 2146-nucleotide messenger RNA. Its product is annotated as BTB/POZ domain-containing protein At3g19850. NCBI's taxonomy places the organism in Eukaryota, Viridiplantae, Streptophyta, Magnoliopsida, Nymphaeales, Nymphaeaceae. Bases 405 to 2036 code for a protein of 543 amino acids. The record is from RefSeq and is a predicted model, not a curated record. The transcript has 3 exons.
UGAAGUGAAUGAUUCUCUCAUGAUAUAUUCCUCCGUUCCGUUGAUGAUCUGCCGAGUCUUUUUUAACCAACCAAUCACGUGGGGGUCGAGAGGGAGUUUUGCGGUGCGUGUACCUCCAAAGCUUGCAAUUGCAAUUAUAAGGCGACAAAAGAAAGGAAUGCCAAAAUCCAGCAUUGACUUUCAGACUCAAGAAAUUGGCAGCUAUCAUCCUUCCCCUCAAUCGAUGCAGUUUGUUAUUUCAAAAGAAGCUCAGAGAAGUCCAAAGUGAUCAGUUUCUGUAACGCGCGCGCCUUCUCUGUCCUCUCCCUUCCUUUUCACCACUCUUCUCUCUCUCCUUCUUGUUCAUCUUUUUCUUCUUGGGCUUUUCUUCUUUCUUGCCUCCCCGACGUUGAUGCUAACAAACAAUGCCAGAAGGCAUUUGCGAUCUGCAGAUCCAUGUCAACGGCCUGCACACCUUCUAUCUGAACCAGAGCACCAUUUCAUCGUUUUCGGGCAAAGUGAAGAACUCACUAAUUAGCCAAAGGAAAGAUGCACCCGACGCCGCCACCAUCAGAGAACUACAUCUUGAUGGAUUCCCCGGCGGCCCGGACGGCUUCGAACUCGCCUCAAGAUUCUGCUACAGCGACGGCAAAAUCUGUAUAUCUCCAACAAACGUCUCCCUGCUCCACUGCUCCGCCUUGUUCCUCGAGAUGUCGGAGGAGAUCUCUUGCUGCAACCUGCUGCAGAGGACGGAGGUCUUCCUGCAGGGCCUCUUCUACUGGACCUGGACCGACAUCCUGACAGCACUCAGAAGCUCGGAGCCAUUCAUCUCCCAGGCCGACUCCUCUGGCCUGCUGCAGAAGCUCAUCGACUCUCUGCUCUCCAAGAUCUGCGCCAACUCCGACCUCAUCUGUUCCUCCUCUUCCUCCUCCUCACCUGAAACCCCUCGACGCUCCUUUGACGUCACCACCAAACCUUCCUUCAGCAGAGCGUGGUGGUUCGAUGACCUGACAGUCUUGAGCCCGUACAUUAUAGAGAAGACCACGAAGUCCAUGGCCGCCUAUGGCAUAGAUAGCGUCACCAAUACCAAGUUUCUGAUUCAUUAUCUGAAGAGGGCAUUGUACAGGCAGAGUUGCAGUGGCGGUGGUGGGGGGCCCAGUCUGGAGUAUGGUGGCAUUGCAGAGGCAGUGGUGGAUGGUGUGGUUCAGAUGGAGUCCAGGUGUGGCUUCUCCUGCAGGUGGCUGCUCAGGGUUCUCAGAGUCGUCUCCUGCUUCGGUCUGAGUGAGGAAUGCAGGAGCAAGAUUGAACGGACCAUUGGCGGCCUGCUGGACCAGGCUUCACUUGAUGACUUGCUGGUGUGUACUCCAAGAGGAGGAGGAGGUUCAGGAUCAGGUGGCGGUUCUGGUAUAUACGAUGUGAGUCUUGUUCUGAGGUUGGUAAAGGUCUUUGCGGGUGGGUUCGGCGAGGUUUCUGAUGAGAGGAUGAAGAGGGUGGGGAAGUUGAUUGACAAGUAUCUCAUGGAGAUUGCGCCUGACUCGAGGCUGAAGGUAUCAAAGUUCUUGGCUGUUGCAGAGUGCUUGCCGAGCACAGCAAGAGACUGCUCUGAUGGGGUGUACAGAGCCAUUGACAUGUACCUUGAGGCACACUCCGGCUUGUCAUCCAAAGAACAAGCCAAACUGUGUAGAGCUCUAGACCUUGGGAAGCUCUCCCUGGGAGCAUGCAAGGAUCUGGCAAAGAAUCAGAGGUUCGCACCUAGGAUUGCCAUCCAGGCUCUGUCCUCUCAACAAUCAAAGGUUCAGGCCCAGGAGGAGUUUGAUUUUCCGGCAUCGCCUUGCUCGGUUCAGUUCUCGGAUCGGUCUCCGGCAUUGAGAGAGAACGUGAUGAGGGCCUCGUCUGAGGAGGAAGAGUUCAAGAACAAGAUGAAGAACAUGCAGUGGAGGGUGGUGGAGUUGGAGAAGGCAUGCAAGGAGAUGCAGAGUCAGAUGUCCAGGCUUAUGAAGACCAAGAUCGACAGCCCAAUGCACAACCAAUACUUGCCCAAAUUAUGUUCCCGGUAAACAAAUUACGCCGACCAAAUUACUCGCGCUCUACUCUUCUUGUCAUGAUAAAAAAGUGGGGAAAAAAAAAAUCCAUCUUCUUUUCCUAAUUAUUUCUUAUUCUUGGAUUA